Messenger RNA from Macrosteles quadrilineatus (aster leafhopper), 3360 nucleotides. RefSeq lists its product as uncharacterized. The transcript has 24 exons. The record is from RefSeq and is a predicted model, not a curated record. NCBI's taxonomy places the organism in Eukaryota, Metazoa, Arthropoda, Insecta, Hemiptera, Cicadellidae. Gene Ontology annotation, molecular function: protein binding. The coding region runs from base 1 to 3243 and encodes 1080 amino acids.
AUGAAAACUCCAAAAGAUUUAGAUACCUUUUCUGAAAUAUCUGACAGCACUGUGGCAAAUUCGUUGACAUGCAUGGAUGUUCAUGAUAAAAGCGCUUUGUCUGGAGCUUCUAACAGGGAAUAUUGUAAAAACAUCCUUUUGAGACCUCGUGCAAGCCUAUCACAAUACCUGGAAUCAAAAAGUUUAAAACGUAAUUUGACUGGAGAAAAGAAAAAACGACCAUGUGUACCCACCAAAAAGAAGAACCUUACUGGAAAACCCAGUUUUAGGCCUACAAAAGUGGAUUGGGAGCAUCGUAUUAGAGGAGGUGGAGAUAUCACACAUAGAAGUGUCGAGGACAAAGUUAAUUUACAAGCGGCUAGGGCAGCUGCAGGAGAAGGGGGCUCCUCGGAUCAUCAGAUGUUUCCGUUCAAAACAACUCCGAGCGGAAACUUCAAGUUGAAGCCUAGUCAGAUUGUGUAUGAAUCGAAAGAUCUGAGCAUCGUGGCAGCCGACCCUGCCAGCGUUAGCUUGAACAUUACUGAGUCCGAAAUGGCAAAUCACAAAGAACUGGAAAAGGACAAGAAACCAUUUGUGGACAAUUGGACAACCACUUGCCUGUAUACAGCCGUGGGUACUGGAGGUUUGGCUUAUAGUGACUUUGACACGAGUGAUUCCGACCGAGGACCCCAAGUGUCCGAACUCAGCUUAGCUAAGAUGGGCUAUGUGAUAGACAACUGUAUUGAUUGGAAUGACUUCACACUGCCAAAGAAAUCAGAUCUAAAAGAGAUUUUAUUUCAUAAUAUUUUGAAUAUGAUAAACCCUGAUAUUCAAGUGAAGACAGGAAGCAAAGUAUUCAAGUGUCACAGGAUUGUUUUACAAAGUUACAGUUCAUUCUUUGCCUCCAAAACUUCCUCUCAAAUUGAGCUCUCUGAGUCCGUAUCCAGUGAGACGUUUCCACUCAUUUACCAGUGGAUGCUUCAUCCAAACACCGAUAGUUACAAACUUCUGCGGAGAGACAACAUACUGAAAAUGUUCAAGGCUGCUCAAUAUCUUGGGAUCAAAGAGUUGGAAGAGCAGUGUUGGUCAUUCAUAGACAAUAUGGAGAUAUUUUGCGAAGACAAGGCAUUUCUGCUGUACUUGGAGGCUCGUAAAAUGAACAACAAAGCCGUGAUGGAGUUGAUGGUGCCUCGUGUGCAAAGGUUCUUUUUGACGCUUGUAAGCUCUAAAGAGUUCAUAGAGUUUAACUCAAAGGAAGUCUGCACGUUUCUGCAAUCCAACUACAUCUGCGUUCACUGCGAGGAAGAAGUGUUCAUGUCUGGAGUGCGUUGGCUGUUACAUGACUGGGAACACCGCAAGGUUUACGCUAUAGAGAUUAUGGCCUGUGUUAGAUUUGGCCUGAUGAGUCCAAAAGUGCUUCUGUCAAUUCGAAAGCACAAGGGCAGUCCUGAGUUCCAACCUAUUAUUAACAUCCCAGAUGUUGGAAGAAUGGUGGAUGACGGACUCUCAAUAAAAAUGUUAAAAAUGUGUCAUACAAAUGAAUCUUCAGAAAGUAUAGAAAUCUAUAAACAAAAGUUUGAUUUAGAAGACCCAGCACCACGCAACUGGGCUGGAACGGAGAGGUGUUACCAAAGCUAUGAAGAGUUUGUAAGAGAUCUGAGCUACUAUCGCAGCAAGCAACGUCUCGAGGUGAAACAGUCUCGGAUGAAAAUACAAAUGGAAAAAGUGGACAAAGACAACUUUUUGUCUUCAGCUGUUCUGCCCCCUGAAACUCAGCAGAAGAUCAGGCUACAACUGGCUAACGGCACACACAUGGAUUGUUUGCCGCAGAAGGAACCCAAGGAGCAGAAGUUUUGUUACAACUUACCAGAAAGAGAAGGAAAAAACGCUGCAUUAUUCCCAGAUAAUCGCAACCCUUACCAUUCAGAGUAUAGAGGCCAGCUUAUCUAUUUGCAAAACAAAUACAACUUGAGAAACACCAAUAAAACACAUUAUGAACCGUCCUUCAAAGAAAAAGAUGAUGCUGCACGUAAAAUUCAAAAAGCCUACAGGCAAUACUCUUCAAGGAAACUCAGUUCCGCUUUAAUGGACGAUGCGGCUAGAAAAAUUCAGAAAGCUUACCGACAGUAUUCAUCGAGGAAACUCUCGAAAGAUGUUUAUUGUGACAUGAAAAUGAGUAAAAAUGUACCCAGACAGGCUAGGUCUGAUCCUUCUCUCCCAUCAAGACUUAUUAGAUCUUCCACACACUUUUCAGGGAAGAAUGUCGACAAUCAACUUCCUCUACGUUUGGAAAAAGAGACUGUUUUUCUUUUUGGAGGGAAAACCCCAUAUGCCAAUGAUCCUUGGGAAUCUUCUAUCUUGUUCUAUCACCCAGAAUACAACGAAUGGAGGCGGUGCGGGGUGAUGCCGGAGCCAAUACAUUAUCACAGCAUUACCUACUUCCAGGAGAGAAUAUAUAUUGCAGGAGGUAGACAUCCAUCAAAGCAUGAGUCUGAGCCAGGAGCCGUCAGCCGCAAAGUGUGGAGGUACGACCCUCACUACAAGACUUGGACUCGCAUCAAAGACAUGCUUCAGGCUCGUCAAAACUUUGGUCUCGUCGGCUGCAACAACAGACUCUACGCUAUUGGCGGAAGAAAUGAGAAGGAAAUUGCAAUGUCGAAGGUAGAAAGGUUUGACUCAGGCUCCAACAGUUGGGUUUCUGUUGCGCCGAUGCACGUGCCUCGCGCCGGAGCAGUUGUUAGUGAGUUCAGAGGCAAGAUUUGGGUGGCUGGGGGUGUAAUACUGAGAAGAUCCACGAGUAGUGAGUGGACAGAGAUAGCAACCAACAGAGUUGAGUACUACGACUGGGAGCAAAAUAUGUGGUUUGAAUGCUCCACAUUGAGGUUCACGCUCGCCUACGGAGUAAUGGUUCCAACAAACAACAAGAUCUACAUCGUGGGCGGAGCUAUCGGACUGCAGAAUUCCAGCCUUCGAGGCAGCGGGAAACAGAUAGAUGUUUGGGACGAGCAAUCAAGGCUGUGGGGUAAUGCAGAUACAAUGGGAAAACCUAGACAUAACCAUACUGCAGUCUCUAUACGGGAGAGUCAAGGUAACAGUAAAUACAUGUUCAUCAUGGGAGGGUUGAACACACAACAUGAAUGUGCUUUGGACACAGUCGAGUGCUGGAACAUAGAGGAGGGGAAAUGGAUCAUUGGAGUAGCUUCUCUUCCAUCACCAAUUUUUGGAUCAGCAGCUCUUGUAUUGCCAAGAAGAACCUUCAGUUAGACAAACCUGUGAAAUUACACUGAUUCGAUUGAAUUUAAACUUCAGCUGUUUGAUGACAGAGUCUUAAGCUAAUCAUUGAGACAAGCCUAGGAAUUUAUUGUUAUCCUAGGAGCACUU